Messenger RNA from Anastrepha obliqua, 524 nucleotides. RefSeq lists its product as uncharacterized. The transcript has 3 exons. The coding region runs from base 162 to 524 and encodes 120 amino acids. NCBI's taxonomy places the organism in Eukaryota, Metazoa, Arthropoda, Insecta, Diptera, Tephritidae. The record is from RefSeq and is a predicted model, not a curated record.
UAAAAAGGAGUGCUAGUGCAAACGUAUCCGAAUAUAUGUAGCGUAGCUGUGCAGAUACUCGGACCUACAUACAUACAUACACACAUACGUAGAUGCAUGUAUAUAUUUGUGUAGAUAAUUUUUCGCUCUGACGUAAGAAAAAUUUAAAUUAAUCAUAAACAAUGAAAGUUAAAAUCGAGGCCGCGAAAGCAAAAAUUCCCGCCAUACUCUCCUCAUCAAUCGCCCGACAGCAGGUCGAUGUAGCGAGUGGAGACAAUGCAUUGGCAUUAAAGUUGGAGCGACAUGCAGACGAAAAAUCAACCCCAACCGAAACGCGACACUUCCAUGUAGUGGCGGAUGACAAUGAAAACGAGGUGCCGGACCUCAUGAAUACUUUUGAUAUUUUACCAGCUUUAUCAACGUUGACAUCGACGACGCCAACAACAACAACUGCUACACGGAAUAAUCUUAUCUAUCAGGGCAGUACAGUAAUACCCGUAUUUGUUGCCUGCGGUUCAUCUUUCACUGACAAAACUGUCCUAUAA